AUGUGCUUGGAAAACUCUGACACUGCAAUCCACCGAGGAGAUACCUCUAUUCCAGAGACUUGGGCAGAAGGAGAUGUUGCAGGCAUAGGAGAACUUGCAGAGGUAGCUGAGAGCUCUUCCAUUCCUGACGUUGAGCCGUGGUGUACAGAAAUGAAGCAGAAAGAUGAAGAUGCUGAGACCAGAUCCUUGGAUGCUGUGCAGGAGAGUGAGGAUAAGAGAGAACAUCCUAGCACAUCACAAGGAGGAACGAAGGGUGGACUGUUGGAAGAGGAUUUGAGCGAUCAGGAUAGAUCCAGAAGGAACAGCGGAAACUAUACAAAAGAGAAGGACAAAUCCAUUUCAACUCAGAGCGGAUUCUACUUUGAACAAGAAGAACAAACAGGAAAGGGACACAGAAAGCACCUGGAUGCUCAUUUGAGAAUCCACACGGCAGAGAAACCCAGUCAAAGUCCAGAGUCUGUGAAAAGAGACUGUCUGAGCCAACCAACUGUAAAAGGUCCAGUGCUUGACACAGAGGGGAAAAGUCAUACUGGUUUGGAGUGUACAAUGAGCUUCACACGGAGCUCACAACUUACAAGACACCAUCAACAAAUUCAUUCUGGGGAGGAAAUGUAUAUGUGUACGCAAUGUGGAAACAGCUUCCACAAAAAAGAUCUCAAAGCACAUCAAAGGUGCCAUAGAAGGUGGAAACCCUUUAAAUGCUCCUGGUGUGAAAAAAGCUAUGCGCAUAGUGCAAGCCUUUCCAGACAUAAAAGAGUUCAUACAGGGGAAAAACCCUAUGAAUGUGCAGAAUGUGGAAAGGGCUGCAUUGAUAACUCACAUCUUAUUACACACCAACAAAUUCACACAGGAGAGAAACCCCACACAUGUAAAGUAUGUAGAAAGAGCUUUUCAUAUAGUUCAUCUCUUAUUAUGCAUGAAAGAAUUCACAAGGGAGAAAAACCCUUUCAAUGCUCAACAUGUGCAAAAUGCUUCAAAACGAACUCAGACCUUUCCAGCCAUGAAAUAAUCCACACAGGAGAGAAACCCUAUAUAUGUAAAGAAUGUGGAAGGAGCUUUUCUCAUAGGGCAAACCUUAUUACGCAUGAAAGAAUUCACACAGGGGAGAAACCCUAUAUAUGUAAAGAAUGUGGAAGGAGCUUUUCUCAGAGGGCAACCCUUAUUACACAUGAAAGAAUUCACACAGGGGAGAAACCCUAUAUAUGUAAAGAAUGUGGAAGGAGCUUUUCUCAGAGGGCAAACCUUAUUACGCAUGAAAGAAUUCACACAGGGGAGAAACCCUAUAAAUGUGCAGAAUGUGAAAAAGGCUUCAGCAAUAACUCACAUCUUAUUAACCACCAACGAAUUCACACAGGAGAGAAACCCUAUACAUGUAAAGAAUGUGGAAAUAGCUUUCGGCAUAGUUCAUCCCUUAUUACGCAUGAAAGAAUUCAUACAGGAGAGAAACCCUUUCAAUGCUCAACAUGUGCAAAAUUCUUCAAAACAAACUCAGACCUUAAUAGCCAUAAAAGAAUUCACACAGGGGAGAAACUCCAUACAUGUGCAGAAUGUGGAAAGAGCUUUACUUGGAGGGCAUCCCUUAUUACGCAUGAAAGAAUUCACACAGGUGAGAAACUCCAUACAUGUGCAGAAUGUGGAAAGAGCUUUUCUCAGAGGGCAACCCUUAUUACGCAUGAAAGAAUUCACACAGGGGAGAAACCUUAUAAAUGUUCUAUGUGCAGUGAAACAUUCUGUUACAGUAAUCAGCUUGUGAGACAUCAAAGAACUCAUGCACAGGAGACUCCCUAG
Messenger RNA from Elgaria multicarinata webbii, 1788 nucleotides. Its product is annotated as zinc finger protein 883-like. The coding region runs from base 1 to 1788 and encodes 595 amino acids. Gene Ontology annotation, biological process: regulation of transcription by RNA polymerase II. Lineage: Eukaryota; Metazoa; Chordata; Lepidosauria; Squamata; Anguidae. The transcript has 3 exons. The record is from RefSeq and is a predicted model, not a curated record. Gene Ontology annotation, molecular function: RNA polymerase II cis-regulatory region sequence-specific DNA binding; DNA-binding transcription factor activity, RNA polymerase II-specific.